AAUGUAGAUUGCAGACGUACACAUACGCUUCGCGGGUCAGGAAAACUGCGCAUGGGCGGAAGUAAGUUCCGCAGGACAGUCAAGCUAUCAAGUUGUGCGGGUUGCUUCAUGUAAGCCACCUAAGGAGUGGCAGUAGCCUCUCCUCUAAAGAUGGUGGCUACAUCUCUUGAUACUUCCAUGCAGAUAAGUAGCACCAUGGUUGCAGAUGUGGUCUUUGUUAUUGAAGGCACAGCCAAUCUGGGGCCAUAUUUUGAGUCCUUGAGAGAACACUACCUUCUGCCAGCUAUUGAAUACUUUAAUGGAGGACCCCCUGCUGAGACUGAUUUUGGAGGAGAUUACGGUGGCACACAAUACAGCUUGGUUGUGUUUAACACUGUGGAUUGUGCUCCAGAGUCCUAUGUUCAGUGUCAUGCCCCUACGAGCAGUGCAUUUGAGUUUGUAACAUGGCUAGACAGCAUACAAUUUAUGGGAGGAGGUGGAGAAAGCUGCAGUCUUAUUGCAGAAGGACUGAGUACAGCAUUGCAACUUUUUGAUGACUUUAAGAAGAUGCGGGAACAGAUAGGUCAGACCCACAAGGUUUGUGUACUGAUAUGCAAUUCCCCUCCCUAUCUUCUUCCAGCUGUAGAAAGUACUACUUACUCUGGCUGCACGACAGAAAACCUUGUACAGAUAAUUGGAGAUCGGGGCAUUCACUUUUCUGUUCUGUCUCCACGCAAACUUCCUGCUCUUAGGAUGUUGUUUGAGAAAGCUGCUCCAGGGGGUGUGAUUGAAGCCCAACCCAAGGAUUACAGUCAAGAUCCACGGCAUAUGAUCUUAAUUCGAGGAAUUGUGCUUCCAGGUGGUGGGGCAGCAGCUGUGGGUCCGGUUCAGCCCAAACAAGUCAUCACUCAGACUCCGCAGCAGAGCCCAGUGCAACCAGCUAUGCCUCCUGUACAGACACAGUCUCCACAAUUAGCACCACAGCCUCCUCAGCAAAUUCAGGCUAUUCCUCAGCCUUACCAAGUGCAAUCGAAUGCCUCCUUGAGUGCCCAUGCUGCUGCCAAGCUGGCUUUGGACACUGCAAACAGUCAGAUAAACCAGCAAACCCGUUUCAUUAAUCCACUAUCAAUUGCACCAGGGGUUGUUGCUCCGUACAGCCAGGUACAAGGGCAGCCUUUGACAACUGUAUCAAUAUCAAACAUGGGUUCAAAAAUCCCUCCUGCUGUUACUCCUAUAAUUCCACAACCCUCUUCAACCAGUUUAGUCUCCACAGUUACUGGGCAGUCAACCUUACUGACUCAGCCUGCACCUCAGCAACCUGUACAGACCGUUCCACCAACCAUGCCUGGAACUGUGGUAUCAGCAGCAGCAGUAAAUGUGUCGCAGUCAGGAACUUCACAGAUUAACCCUCAACAGCUCACAGGACCUCCACAGCAAACCGUGACUAACAAAGUGCUGGCGUGGAGUGGGGUACUUGAGUGGCAGGAGAAGCCUAAACCAGCCUCAGUUGAUGCCAAUGCAAAGUUAACCCGCUCUCUUCCUUGCCAGGUCUAUGUUAACACUGGCGAGAAUCUAAAAACAGACCAGUGGCCACAGAAGUUGAUUAUGCAACUGAUUCCACAACAACUACUGACAACACUAGGUCCCUUAUUUCGAAACUCCCGGAUGGUCCAAUUUCAGUUCACCAGUAAAGAUCUGGAGUCUGUGAAAGGACUUUACCGAAUAAUGACUAGUGGAUUUGCAGGCUGUGUUCAUUUUCCACAUACGGCCCCAUGUGAGGUCCGAGUGCUUAUGCUGCUGUACUCUUCCAAAAAGAAAAUCUUCAUGGGGCUCAUCCCCAAUGACCAGGGCGGCUUUGUGAACGGCAUUAGACAAGUCAUCACCAAUCACAAACAAGUCCAGCAGCAAAGAAAUCAACAGCUCGGUGUAGCCCAGCCAGUGGCAACUGGGUCUGUUUCCAACCAGCAGGGAUUCAUGCAGAAACAACCUGGACCCCUACCUGUGACACAGGGAGUCCAACAGCAGCUGACCAGCCAGCCAGUGAAUCCUGGGUUACCACAAGUCACAAUGAUGGAUGAACAGCAAAGGCAGCAGAACUUGAUCCAGCAGCAGCAGCUUCAAAUACGAGCACAGCAGCAGGCAGGGGUCCAGGGUGCUGCACAGCAGCCAACAGCACCAGCAUCUGGCAUGGCGCAAGGACAGCAACAGCCACAGCAAGGAGCAAUGCUGAGGCCAUCCAAUCCAGGAGCGAACCCCCAGCUGCGUAGUCUUCUCCUUAACCAGCCCCCUCCUCAACCUGGAGUGCCACAAUCCCAGCAGCCUUUACAUCACCUACAGCAGCAGGCUCCAGGGAUGCUACAGCACCAACCCAUGGGGCAACAGAUGUCUCAUCAAGCACCAGGACAACCACAGAUGCAACUCCCAGGCCAGCAGCUGAUGCAUCAGACAGCAGGACAGCAGUGGGCAAAUCAGAUGCCGCAGCAUGCUCAAAUGCCAGGUGCAGUGAUGAUGAAUCCUGGGACACGAGGCCCCAUUCCUCAGCCAGGAUUACAGCAAAUUCAACCGCCAAGUGUUAUGGAAGAAGACAUACUCAGGGACCUCAUCUGAAGGCAGAAUUUGACUGUCCUUUCCACCUGUACUAGUCUCUUUAGCAGCUACAACUUUGUUGAACAAUUCAUUGUUCUGCAUUGUAAAGGAGUUGGAAGUGAAACUGAAGCUUGCAUCACCAGAUCAAUCAUUUUUGUCUCAAACAUAUGCACAAUGGUGAUACUGUCCAAAGAAAAUAACAUUUCUUUCAGAAUCUUAGAAUUAAUUGAACUGUUAUUAAGGUACUGUACAGAUUUCUGAAACUCCAUCAACGUAGUCUCGUCACUUAGCUGCUGUUGAACUCCAUUUAGGAUGCAGUGUCUUCUAGUAACUGUACAUUCAGCUCUGCAAACAAUCAUAAUGCUAGAUUCCCACUUGGCUUUAAAAAUUGUUGAUCCCUAGCAUUCUUUUUAUUUGAAAAGUUGGAAAACCAUUGAGAUAAGAGAUCCACAAGCCAAGAUGAAAGAGUCCAGCACAAUUGUUUUACACAUUUCAUGCGAUUGUAACUUGUCACAUUUUUCUUCGUGUCUAAUUAUCAUCUCUCUGAAUGUCACCCUUUGUAACAUACACAUUAGCUUAAAGAUAAGUUUUAUUAAUUCAGUCUAUUUCCACGAAUGGAGCUGUUGUCCCCUCUAUUUUUUUUUUUUUUAAUUAUUUUUGUCCAUUUAAUAAAGAUGCUUCUAGUCUUUA
Messenger RNA from Protopterus annectens (West African lungfish), 3255 nucleotides. It is a transcript of the gene MED25, whose product is annotated as mediator complex subunit 25. The transcript has 20 exons. Bases 151 to 2586 code for a protein of 811 amino acids. Gene Ontology annotation, cellular component: transcription regulator complex; mediator complex. Gene Ontology annotation, biological process: positive regulation of transcription by RNA polymerase II. The record is from RefSeq and is a predicted model, not a curated record. NCBI's taxonomy places the organism in Eukaryota, Metazoa, Chordata, Ceratodontiformes, Protopteridae.